This is a messenger RNA of Melospiza melodia melodia, 2545 nucleotides long. Its product is annotated as cytochrome P450 2J2-like. NCBI's taxonomy places the organism in Eukaryota, Metazoa, Chordata, Aves, Passeriformes, Passerellidae. Gene Ontology annotation, cellular component: intracellular membrane-bounded organelle; cytoplasm. Gene Ontology annotation, molecular function: heme binding; iron ion binding; oxidoreductase activity, acting on paired donors, with incorporation or reduction of molecular oxygen, reduced flavin or flavoprotein as one donor, and incorporation of one atom of oxygen. The record is from RefSeq and is a predicted model, not a curated record. Gene Ontology annotation, biological process: xenobiotic metabolic process. Bases 1 to 1497 code for a protein of 498 amino acids. The transcript has 9 exons.
AUGGAGCUUCAGUUUUGGCCUGAUUUUGUGUCAUUCUCGAAAAAGCUGAAUGGUCGGAUGCUUUUGGUGGUUCUGGUCUUGUCUCUUUUGAUUAUUGACCUAGUGAAAAAGAGACGACCCAGGAAUUUCCCUCCAGGGCCGCAGCUCUUUCCUCUCGUGGGAACCUUUGUGGACUUUAAGCAGCCCCUCCAUCUUGCACUGCAGAAGCUUACGGGUCGGUAUGGGAACAUCUUCAGCGUGCAGUUUGGAAGUCUGACAUUCGUGGUGGUCAACGGGUACCAGAUGGUGAGAGAAGCUCUUGUCCACCAGGCUGAAAUAUUUGCUGACCGGCCAAAUAUUCCACUCCUCCAAGAAAUAUUUAAAGGCUUUGGGCUUAUAUCAUCCAACGGGCACAUAUGGAGGCAGCAGAGAAAGUUUGCUUUAGCAACACUGAAAAGCCUUGCUGUAAAUUUUGAGGAAAAAGUGCAAGAGGAGAGUCGGUACCUUGUGGAGACAAUUGAGGAGGAGAAAGGACAGCCCUUUGACCCUCAUUACAAAAUUAACAGUGCUGUUUCAAACAUCAUCUGUUCCAUAACUUUUGGGAGCCGCUUUGACUACCAUGACAACCGUUUCCAGGAACUGCUGCACUCCCUGGCUGAAACGCUGCUGCUCAUCGGAAGUUUCUGGGGCCAGCUUUAUAAUGCUUUUCCUUUGAUCAUGAGAUGGUUGCCAGGACCCUUCAGGAAAAUCUUCAGGCACUGGGAGAAACUUCAAUAUUUUGUGAAAGGCGUGAUUGCGAAGCACAAAGAGGAUUUGGACCAGUCCGAGGCAGGAGAUUAUAUUGACUGCUACCUGAAGGAAAUAGAAAAGUUUAAGGGUGACACCAGCUCCUACUUCCAUGAGGAAAACCUGCUGUGCUCCACCUUGGACCUGUUCUUAACUGGGACAGAGACAACGGCGACUGCCAUCCGCUGGGCUCUGCUCUACAUGGCCGCGUACCCCCACAUUCAGGAGAAAGUACAGCAGGAGAUCGACGCCGUGGUCGGGCAGUGCCAGCAGCCCUCGAUGGCCGACAAGGAGAAGAUGCCCUACACCAGCGCCGUGCUGAGCGAGGUGCUGCGCGUGGGCAACGUGGUGCCCCUGGGGGUGCCCCGCAUGGCCACCAGCGACACCACCCUGGCUGGCUUCCACCUGCCCAAAGGCACCACCCUGAUGACCAGCCUGACCUCGAUAAUGUUCGACAAAAACGUGUGGGAGACUCCCGACACCUUUAAUCCUGAACAUUUCCUGGAAAACGGCCAGUACAGGAGGCGGGAGGCUUUUCUGCCCUUCUCUGCAGGUAAGAGGGCUUGUCCCGGGGAGCAGCUCGCCAGGACCGAGCUCUUCAUCUUCUUCGUGGCCCUGCUGCAGAAGUUCAGCUUCCAGGCCCCAGCUGAGGCCGCGCUGUCCUUCGCCUUCACGCUCAGCCUCACGCGCUGCCCCAAACCUUUCCAGCUCUGCGCCGUGCCCCGGCACUGAGCCGGGCCUGGCUGCCCCACAGCCUCACAAACUGGGACAUCCCCCUCUCCUGACCACCCUGCAGCCUCACAAACUGGGACAUCCCCCUCUCCUGACCACCCCAGAGGUUUUGGGCUGAAAUGAUGGGCCCUGGAGGUCCAGAACCCGCCGCUAUCUGGGUGGCAGGGGAAGGGCGCAAGGGCCACAUCCUGCCCGCUGCAGCAAACAAUGGGGCUCUUCCCUUCACCUCAUUCCUGCUCCCUGCUACCAGUCUGAUAAAAUGCAUAGAUUUAAAAGCCUUAUUCCCUAAUUUCCACUGUCAGCAAUUCCCAGAAAGGUGUCUGCCAGCUGCAAAAGCAUGGUUUGAUGUUGACUUUUCCAUGGGGAAUAUGUCCAUCACCCAGAGACCACUUAGCAGCCCCUAAUGCUGCAGCACCCAAAUAUCCAAGGGCUCCUGAGGUGUCCCUGCUCAGAGCAAGCUCCUGGCCUUGGACACAAGCUCUGGACUCAAGACUCAGCAUCAAUUUGGGCUUUAAGGUGGCCACAGCCAACGCUGAGCUUCAGGUGGGAUUGGGCUCAGGGUGGUGGAAACUCCCUGCAGCACCACAUUGCUGCUGUGUGAUGGAAAUCACAGAAUCAAGGAACAGUUUGGCUUGAAAGCGACCUUAAAGAUCAGCCCCUCUGCCAUGGGCAGGGCCACCUUCCACAAAAUCGGGUUGCUCCAAGUCCCAUCCAGCCUGGCCUUGGACACUUCCAGGCAUAAAAGAUAUCUAAGAUAUAAAAUAGAUCUCUGCAGCAGCAGCAGCAAGCAUUUUUUUUUUUAAUCUCAAAGAGUAUAUGGGAAUUUUAAUUACAAGGCUACAGGGGAGUAGAAGCUGCUUCUACCACAGCCCAGCCCCAGCGGGAUGGCACAAGGAGCUGUGCUCUCACCAGGUCUGGAAGGGCUAUAAAAAUAUGAUACAGUAAUUUUAUAUUAGAAAAGCAAAAGGUUUGUGCUAGUAAAAUCCAAAUCAGAAAAGCUGCAACAAAAUAAUCCCCUGGGGUUGUUGGAGAGCUGCUCACCUGAAGC